Malania oleifera is the source of this 1593-nucleotide messenger RNA. RefSeq lists its product as uncharacterized. The transcript is spliced from 2 exons. The record is from RefSeq and is a predicted model, not a curated record. Bases 1 to 1593 code for a protein of 530 amino acids. Gene Ontology annotation, molecular function: zinc ion binding; nucleic acid binding. Lineage: Eukaryota; Viridiplantae; Streptophyta; Magnoliopsida; Santalales; Ximeniaceae.
AUGACUAGGAAAGUGAAGAUAGAAGCCCCUACAUUUGAUGGUCAAAUGAAUCCCAAACUUUUUCAAGAUUGGUUAGCUGAGAUGGAUGCCUACUUUGAGUGGUACAGGAUGAUUGACCCUUAUUGGGUCCAAUUCGCUAAGAUGAGGUUGAUUGGACAAGCAAAACUCCAUUGGAUGAAUGUGGAGAGGCAAGAGGCUCGCCUACGUCAUAGGCCCAUUGAACAUUGGGAUUUGAUGAAAGAUAGGCUCACUGAAAAGUAUGUGCCUAUUAGCUAUCAAAAGCGCGUUAUGGAUCAACUCUAUAGCUUGCGCCAGGGUAAUAUGACUAUUUCUGAGUAUAUGACCCAAUUCGAUAAGUUGUCUAUUAGGUGUGGAGUUGAUGAGAUAGAGAGCCAACAAAUUGCUAGGUUCCGCACUGGAUUAAUGCCUGAAUUAAGGAGAGAGAUGUUUCCCCAUCAUAUAACAUCUCUUGAACAAGCAUUUAAUCUAGCUCAUGACUUUGAGCAGAUGAACAAAGGGCAAAUGGGAAGGCGGUAUGGCAACCCCUCAAAUGAAACCUAUCCUAGGAAAAUCCAGGGCACUGAUAAGUCUAAACAAGCAUCUGCAAGGCAAGUCACUUCUCGUGGGAGCAACCCCACAGUCCAACAACCAGUGGACAAAGGGAAAGCCCCGAUAACGGGAUCCUCUCACCAAAAUUCUGGCAUAGAAGUAUGUUUCAAGUGCCACAAAAAGGAACACUUUGCCAAGCAAUGCCCUAAUAGGAAUUUAGUAAUUGAGAGAGAAGAAGAAGAGGAAGAGGAAGAAAAUGAUGCACCAUAUGAUGCUGCAAAUGAAGCAGGUGAAGAUGUGCUAAGUAGUGAGGAUGAUGAGAAUGCGCAGCUAAGUGUGAUGAGACGCCUUAUGUGUGGGAGUAAAAGCUGCAAGAUGAUCAUAGAUGGUGGGAGCUGUAUGAAUGUGAUUUCAAAGUCAGCAGCUGAAAAGUUGAGAUUAAAAACAGAGCCUCAUUCCAACCCAUAUAAUGUUGCAUGGGUCAAUGCAAUGACCAUGCCAGUAAGCCAUAGGUGUUUAGUCCCCAUUAAAAUUGGAGAGUAUGAGGACCAAAUUUGGUGUGACGUGCUGCCUAUGAAUGUUGCUCAUAUUCUAGUUGGGAGACCUUGGCUAUUUGACAUGGAUGUCUCACAUAAUGGGCGUGCCAACACCUACUUUUUUAAGUGUAAUGGAAAAAGAAUUAUUCUCAGUCCAUUUGAGCCCAAGAGUGGAAAAAGCAAGAAGAAAGAGGAGACGAAAGGAAAACAAGUUGGUCAACCCUUACAUAUUCUAAACAAGAAGGACUUUGAGUUUAAGAGUCAAGAAACUCAGGUCGUUUAUGUGGUUGUUGCCAAGGAAGCCGAGCAAAAGAGUCUUGAACAGGAGACACCUCCAGAAGUAUUCCCUAUACUUUCUGAGUUUGAAGAUGUCAUUUUUGAGCCACCUAGUGAGUUGCCUCCGAUGAGAGAUAUUCAACAUGCUAUUGAUCUUGUUCCUAGUUCAUCUCUACCUAAUUUGCCACAUUAUAGAAUGAACCUAAAGGAACAUGACGAGGCAAAUGGAUGA